This is a messenger RNA of Aspergillus japonicus CBS 114.51, 510 nucleotides long. RefSeq lists its product as uncharacterized. Gene Ontology annotation, molecular function: oxidoreductase activity. Lineage: Eukaryota; Fungi; Ascomycota; Eurotiomycetes; Eurotiales; Aspergillaceae. The coding region runs from base 1 to 510 and encodes 169 amino acids. The record is from RefSeq and is a predicted model, not a curated record. The transcript is spliced from 3 exons.
AUGUCUCAAACUUAUGGGAACUACCAGUUCGAGAUCUACUCUGAAGGAGCCACCUCAGGCGUCACUCCUACCGUCACCACAGAUCCUCACCAGCUUGAAGAACAGGCAAAGACGGCUUUGGAAUUCAGUAAUUUCACAUAUCUUGCGGGUGGAGUAGGAGAAAAAGCCACGAUGGGCAGCAAUCAGUUGCCAAUUCACAAGGAGACCAGACCUGCAGAGACAUGUGGGAAGAUUGGGGUCCCGUAUAUCCUUAGCACAGCGAGCAGCAGCUCGAUUGCUGAUACAGCGAAAGCCAAUGGCAACAGAAAUCGAUGGUUUCAGCUGUUUUGGCCAAUGGACGACAAUACCACACUUUCCUUGUUGAUACGUAUAAACGGCUUGGGUGUCCUUCUAAUCAAUCUGGAUAUAUGGUCACUCGCUUGCGUCACCGACCCAGUAUUCCGCGCCAAAUUUAGAGAGGAAUCGGGCUUGAGAAUCGAAGAAGACAUUAUGGGCGCAUCGAGAUCAUGA